Messenger RNA from Girardinichthys multiradiatus, 1211 nucleotides. RefSeq names its product olfactory receptor 1-like. Gene Ontology annotation, biological process: G protein-coupled receptor signaling pathway. Gene Ontology annotation, molecular function: olfactory receptor activity; G protein-coupled receptor activity. The record is from RefSeq and is a predicted model, not a curated record. The transcript has a single exon. Bases 192 to 1211 code for a protein of 339 amino acids. NCBI's taxonomy places the organism in Eukaryota, Metazoa, Chordata, Actinopteri, Cyprinodontiformes, Goodeidae. Gene Ontology annotation, cellular component: membrane.
GCUUGUAAUACAUAAUUCUGAUUAAAGGGGAAGCAGGAUGUAGUCUUUGCACAAACAUAAAGCCUUCAGCAUGCGCAAUUACACACACAGAAGCAGAUAAGUUACAAUGUAUUUUGCAGUUAAGAGUAGUUAAAGCCUGCCAGAGUUUGCUGACUGAUGGUGUAGCAGUGCUAGCAUGCUUGUUACUGCUGAUGGCACCGAUAGAGCUUGGUCAAAACAAUAGACUUGGCAAUAAUCCCACAAUGGAUUUAUUUAACCCUGCUCUGGUAGAAAAUAUUACCUUUAUCCGACCUGCUUAUUUCAUUAUCAGCGGAUUUAUUGGUUUACCUGACAUGAAGUUUUACUACGUCUUUCUCUUCUUUGUCUUUAUUAUUUCAGUGCUGGGAAACACAUCUGUAAUGGCUUUAAUAUAUCUGGAUCAUAAUAUUAGAACUCCAAAGUAUGUUGCAGUUUUUAACCUUGCAUUUGUGGACCUUUUAGGUAGCUGUGCUCUGGUGCCAAAGGUGCUUGACAUAUUUUUAUUUAAUCACCAUUAUGUCCCCUACAACGACUGCUUGACAUUCCUGUUUUUCUGCUACACCUGCCUGUCUAUGCAGGCUCUAAAUCUAGUUGCUCUCUGCUAUGAUCGACUAAUGGCCAUCAUGUUUCCACUGCACUACCUUGUGAAGGUUACUCAUAAGAUUAUGUUUUCCUUAAUUGCAUCUUUCUGGUGUAUUGCUGUACUAGCUGUGCUUACUGCUGAUGGUCUUCUUACAAGACUUUCCUUCUGUACGUCUGUGGUUGUUAACAGCUAUUUCUGUGACCAUGGUCAAAUGUACAAGUUGGCAUGCAACGACAAUUUUCCAAAUUUUGUGAUUGCAUAUUUGCUUCCGUUUCUAUUUCUUUGGCUUCCUCUUGUAAUAAUAUUGUCCAGUUAUAUAUGUAUUGGCUAUGCUUUAGCUCAGGUGGCUGCAGCUCAGGAACGAGUAAAGGCACUCAAAACCUGCACAGCUCAUCUCUCAUUAGUGGCAAUCUAUUUCUUUCCUGUAUUAAUUACAUUUACUAUGGGUUCCGGCAUACAUCCAAAUGCCAGGAUCAUUAACCUGUCUUUGACCUCUGUUAUUCCACCAAUGUUGAACCCAAUCAUUUACGUUUUGCAUACACAAGAAAUCAGACUAUCAAUUAAAAGAAUGCUAAAAAGCAGUAAUAAAUCUAAAAUUAUGGUGAAGUAA